AGGCGCGAGAAAGGACAGCCCUGUUGUGACGUCAUGAACCCACAAGGGGGCCUUUCGCUGAAUGGCUGGCGCGCGUAGACACUGCUUUCGUAUUUCAUGGCUUGACGACUUUUACUCAAUUUAUACAUUUUUUUUCUUUUUUGAGACUCUUUGUUGAUAUUAUUCCCUAAUGGAGGAGGUCGACGUAGACCCAACAAUCACCAAUAUUCCUGCAGUCAGUCAUGGAAAACAUCUUGGGUAUGCUUGGGGCCCAGGAGAUAUUCUUGUGUAUGAGACCCUCUACAAACGUUCAGGUGGGACAGGGUCGUGUAACUCCUUCAUUCAUGAAGUCAGGAAAGACGAGGACAUCUAUUCGCCCAUACUACGCAAACUCUUCAACGAGUCGCACUACAUCUUUGUUGGCCUGCAAACCAUUCAAGAAGACAUCCCUAACAAGAACAAGAAACCCCAGUUUGUCAGCAUUAGUAAAAACUACAGAUCUAUUAUACGUGCUUGUAUUGAAGAGCUCCAGCAAAUUGCAGUUAAUAGUAAAGACCCAGCGGCAGGCAUGCAGUAUGGAAAUCAGGUGUCAAUCUUGUUGGCCAUAGAACUGAUCUGGAAUCUGUGCGAAGUGCUUUUCAUUGAUGCUGCUCCUGCGGGCUCCCUGUUGCUCCACCUCCUGGAUUGGGUCAGGCUUCAUAAGGCCGACGUGGAAGAGAAAGCAAGGCACGUGCUGCAAAGCGAGAGUCCCGCUGAGCACCGCGACUACUGGGAUGUGGUGGUAGGCUACGUGCUGCAGGGUCGCUUGGAAGAAGUCCGUCAUUUGCUGGUGAAGCAGGCCACCCUUCAGCCUGCCGCCAGGAACAUGUUCAAGCUAAUGGACAACCUGCUAAGCAGGAUGCCUUUCUACAAUCCUAUUGGCACUCAGACACUGACAGAGUUUGACGUGAAGUGGAGACAUUGGCAUGAGGAGGUGGACCGCUGUCUUCAGGACAACUCUUUCGCCAGCAACCCACACCUGGAAGUCGUAUGCAAGAUCCUAGUAGGGGAUGAAGACACUUUGUUGGAGCACAAAGAACUGCUGAGCACCUGGUACCACUUCAUGGUCACAAGACUGCUCUAUUGCCACCCCACAGUCCAACCCGCAGAGUUGCAUUUCUAUGCACAGUCGUGCAUGACCAUGUUUCUGGACCCCAGGAGCGUGCCUGAGGCGCUGGACAGCAUCUUACUAGCUGCCUUUGAGUUUGACAUCCACCAGGUCCUUAAAGACUGCAGCAUUGCACUCAACAACUGGUGGUUUGUGGCGCAUCUGACAGAUCUACUCGAUCACUGCCAGCUCCUCCAGUCUCACAAUCUUCACUUUGGCUCCAACUUGAGAGAGUUCCUGCUGUUAGAAUAUGCGUCGGGUCUCUUCACUCAUCACAGUCUGUGGCAACUGGCUGUGGACUACUUUGACCACUGCCCAGAGUUUGGCCGAGUCUACCUGGAACUGCAGAUGGAGCGCAUCCCUUUAGACACGGAGCGCAAAGCCCUCAAGGUGCUAAGGAUCUGUGAGAAAAGGCAGAUGUCAGAACAAGUGCGGAGCAUUUGCAAGAUCAUGGCCAUGCGGGCCCUGAGGAACAACAGACUUGGUUCUGCUCUUUCCUGGAGCAUCCGAGCCAAAGACGCUGCCUUUGCCACUUUAAUUUCAGAGAGGUUCUUGCAGGAUUACUGCGCUAAAGGAACCUUUUCUGAUCUGGACCUCAUAGACAAUUUAGGCCCGGCCAUGCUGCUCAGUGACAGACUCACUUUCCUCGGGAAGUACCGUGAAUUCCACAAGCUGUAUGGAGAGAAGCGCUUCAGGGAGGCGUCCAAGCUGCUCCUGUCGCUUAUGACCGCCAAAAUCGCACCCAGAAGCUUCUGGAUGACCUUGCUGACCGACGCCCUGCCACUGCUGGAGCAGGAAAAGGUCAUCUUCACAUCAGAGCAAACCUACGAGCUGAUCUCCUGUCUGGAGGAACUCACGUCCUCUUUAAACUCUGCAGCUCCUGGCGACGACACACCUCCCGCUCAGGAGGAAGACAUCGAGGUGACCAAGGUGGAGCUGCUCAGGCUCGCCCUCGCCAGGAAUCUGGCCAAGGCCAUCAUCAAUGAAGGCACCAUUGAAGUAUAAACAUCACUCAUACUCAACAAAUGCUGCAUUUUUUUCCCCAUAUGAUUCGUAUUUACAUUUCAGGUAAUAUUUUGUAUUUGAUCAUUUCCUAUUGAACAAAAUAAAUCUGUAAAUACGUGAAA
Nerophis ophidion (straightnose pipefish) is the source of this 2253-nucleotide messenger RNA. It is a transcript of the gene nup85, whose product is annotated as nucleoporin 85. Gene Ontology annotation, molecular function: structural constituent of nuclear pore. The transcript is spliced from 19 exons. Gene Ontology annotation, biological process: protein import into nucleus; mRNA export from nucleus; positive regulation of DNA-templated transcription. NCBI's taxonomy places the organism in Eukaryota, Metazoa, Chordata, Actinopteri, Syngnathiformes, Syngnathidae. Bases 170 to 2131 code for a protein of 653 amino acids. Gene Ontology annotation, cellular component: nuclear pore outer ring. The record is from RefSeq and is a predicted model, not a curated record.